Molecule: messenger RNA, 588 nt
Organism: Staurois parvus
Lineage: Eukaryota; Metazoa; Chordata; Amphibia; Anura; Ranidae
Source: the annotation of a GenBank genome assembly
GGUUGCUCUAAUUAUUCUAAUUUUAUCCACUCAGCAGGAGAUUCAUCAACUCCUGUUAAACUUUGUGAUUUUGGAUUUGCUCGCAUUAUUGGUGAAAAAUCUUUUCGAAGGUCAGUUGUUGGGACUCCAGCUUAUUUGGCACCAGAGGUCUUAAGGAACAGUGGCUAUAACAGAUCCCUUGAUAUGUGGUCAGUUGGUGUAAUCAUCUAUGUCAGCCUUAGUGGCACAUUCCCCUUCAAUGAAGAUGAAGAUAUAAAUGAUCAGAUCCGAAAUGCAGCGUUUAUGUUUCCAAAGAACCCCUGGAAUGAAGUUUCAAAUGAUGCAAUUGCCCUUAUAAGCAGUUUGUUACAAGUGCAAAUCAGAAGAAGAUUCAGUGUGGACAAGGCUCUUAGUCACCCAUGGAUGCAGGACUUUCAGACUUGGUUGGAUCUCCGGGAAUUAGAAACCAAAGUUGGCCAAAGAUACAUUACCCAUGAGAGCGAUGAUGCACGUUGGCAGAGAUUUGCUGAGGAAUGUGGUAUUGAAUAUCCACAGCACUUUGUCAUGGGACCUCAGUUUGAUGAAACCGAAGAAGAAGAUGAAGAGUAA